AUGGUUGCUAUUGGUUGUAAGCCUACUGUGAUUACUUAUGGGACUUUGAUUGAUGGAUUGUGUAAAACAAGGAACCUAAGUGUUGCCAUUAAGUUAUAUGAAGAAAUGGCUAAGGGGAAUGAAGAAUCUGGUGUUAGUUGUAGGCCAAAUGUUGUUACUUAUAAUAUUAUAAUUGAUGGUCUUUGCAAGGCUGGAUUGGUUGAGAAGGCUAGACAAUUAUUUUUGGAACUUAUGAUGCAAAGAGGUGUGGAUCCUGAUAUCUAUACUUACAGCAUUUUAAUGAAUAGUUAUUGCUUGGUAGAUAGAAUUAUUGAUGCAAGGGAGUUGUUUGAUUCUAUAACUAGAAAUGGGUAUAGACCUGAUGUUGUUUGCUACACUAAGGUAAAAGAUGCACGGAAUUUAGUUGGUGUGAUGCAACUUAACGGUGCUUUUCCCAAUUCCUGGACAUAUAGCAUUUUCAUUGAUGGACUUUGCAAGAAUGGAUGUGUUUUGGAAGCGGUGGAAAUGUUUUAUACUCUAGUAGAUAAUAAAUUUGCAAUUGACCUGACAAGCUUGAAUUCUCUCAUUGAUGGAUUAUGUAAAACAGGGAGAUUCGAAACUGCUUUGGGCCUAUUUCAGAAAUUUUCUCUUCAUGGAAACCUACUGCCAGAUGUUGUAACAUACAGUAUUUUGAUCAAUGGGCUGUGUAAAAAUGGACAACUAGAGAAGGCAAAUGAGUUGUUAUCAUAUAUGGAGGAAAAGGGUUGUGCUCCAAAUGUAGUCACAUUUAAUACGCUCAUGUUCGGUUUCCUCAAGAAUAAUAAGAUACCAAAAGUUGUUGAACUCCUUCACAAGAUGGCGGAGAGAAAUGUGAAGCCGAGUGAAUGUACAAUGUCCUUAGUCAUGCAAUUACUAAUAAAGGCCGGAAAUUAUCGUGAAUGUUUGAACCAGCUUCCUAAAUUUAUGGUCCAAAAGCAAAAUUGA
Messenger RNA from Pistacia vera, 963 nucleotides. RefSeq names its product pentatricopeptide repeat-containing protein At5g39710-like. The transcript is spliced from 2 exons. Gene Ontology annotation, molecular function: protein binding. NCBI's taxonomy places the organism in Eukaryota, Viridiplantae, Streptophyta, Magnoliopsida, Sapindales, Anacardiaceae. The coding region runs from base 1 to 963 and encodes 320 amino acids. The record is from RefSeq and is a predicted model, not a curated record.